This is a messenger RNA of Aquila chrysaetos chrysaetos, 7382 nucleotides long. RefSeq names its product DENN domain containing 6A (gene DENND6A). The record is from RefSeq and is a predicted model, not a curated record. The transcript has 20 exons. NCBI's taxonomy places the organism in Eukaryota, Metazoa, Chordata, Aves, Accipitriformes, Accipitridae. Gene Ontology annotation, cellular component: recycling endosome. Bases 3997 to 5616 code for a protein of 539 amino acids. Gene Ontology annotation, molecular function: guanyl-nucleotide exchange factor activity.
GCGGGCUGAGCCGUGAGGGGUGCGGGGGGCCGGGCGGUCUCCUGUGAAGCGGGAAAAGGGGGAGAGGGGCUGCUGCGGAAGGGCACAGCUAGGACGUGUUAGCAGGUGGGAGCGGGGGCAGGUCUCUGAGGUGAGUGAGCCCCCGGGGCCGGGUGCCAUCUCUUUCCCCUCCCCUGUUCUCCUCAGCGCUGCCUUGGGGAGGGAGGGAGCGAGGGAGCGAGGGAGCGAGGGAGCGGGGCUCGUCUGCCGUUGAGUAGGGGAACCCUGAGGAGAAACUGGGGUCACACGUUAGCAGCAGAGCUCUCCGGCGAGAGUGCAGGAGUCUCCCCCGCAUCCUCCUGCUUUCCCCGUGCUCUUAUUGGCGUUUUAUGAUCCCAGGUUGAACAUUUUGGAAGCCGCAGUGUCAUUUGACGUGUCUUGGCGAGGGAGGAACGCUGGCCGUGUUUUGCCGUCUCUAGUUACGGGUUGGCAGCUGGAGCCGGGGGGGAGCCCUUGAAGUGGUAACUGCAAGCUCAAGGCAGAGUGACAGAGAAAGGUCAGGGCAGGACAGAGGUGGGGUCACUGGUGCAGUGUUUUCCCUCAGCAGGUCUUGGAGCAUCAUCCAAGGUCAUAUUUAUCCCCAUUUUCUAGAAGCCAAGGAAAGGUUGUUACUCUUUCAAGGUCAUACGGUAGGCUAGUGCCUAACAGGUCUCUCAGGUCUGAAUUCAUUUUUAAGUCUGUCAUUCCCUAUAAAGCAAACAACUGGAGAUUGAUUGAUAUAAGAUAGAUGUUGGAGUUGUGCCAGCACUAUAAUUAUUCUGUGACAAGGUGUUAGGAUUAGGGGUAUGGCAGGUUUCUCUGAUGCCAGGAUGCCAGAAAGGCCAGGCGGCUGUGGAGGAGAGAAGUGGAGUUGGGCCAGGCAGUUUAGCCAGCAAUAUGUGAGGGAAAUAAGCAACAUUUGAGGUAAGGCAGUGCAGUGUAUGAGAGAAAGCAUGAUUGCUGUGUUAUUAGUUAUAGCACAGUAAAAUCUCAGGGCUGUCUUCAUUUUUUUUUCCCUUUCUGACUGCACUGUGAAGGGGGGGGGGGGGGGUGAUUCAUUACAGCCUAGAUUUCUUCUGUUUUCUUCCAAUGAUCCAAUGAGAAAAAGACAGCAAAACCAGGCUGUAACAUCUGUGUUUGAAGCAAAGAAAUGAGAUCCAAGAUGAGAGACAAGUCUGAUUUUUGAAGACAAAAAAAGAAGGACUAAUAGGUGGAAGCUUUAGGACUGUAUGUCCAUAGUUUUCAAUUCUCCUGACAGGAGAAAAAUGAAAAAAUAUCUUGCACACCACUUCAUGGCUUUCAUCAGCUUGUUUAUGAAAUUGUACUAUUGUGAUAAAUAUAUUCCUAAUUUACUCAUUUUUUUAAGUAAAUGGAAAUUCCAUAUGGCUAUUGCUUAUAGCACACAAGGUGCCAUAAUUAAUCAAAAGGGGGAAGGAAAGGGAUAUAAAAAGAGGAUGGGGAAAAUGAGGAAUAAAUUUAAGUCCAUCAGGAGUUAGAUUUGAGGGAAAGAGUUGCAAAAGUAGAAAUAAUUGAGAACGUUUUGGAAUUGCAAAGUCAUAAAAGGUGGGAACAAAGGGUACUACAGGUGUUGGAAUGACAAGAACGUUUAUGAGAGCAUGUUUUAUAUUUUUGUAUGCAUGUUUAAUGGAGAAAGGAGUCUGAAAGUAAAAUUAAACAUGAAGAACCAUUACCAUCUAUAGGGCCUAAGAGAAUCAAGUUAAAAAGAUAAACUGAGCAGUGGAUAUAUUUUUCUGAUGUUCUCUGUAAGUAUAAUUUUUAGAUCCUGAGAUUCAAACAAAUUUCAUACUGUAUAGUGUGUACAGUAUCUUUCUCAAGUCUUUCUGCGACCAAUAGAACAAACUAAUACUCUAAAUAUCUGUCUCCUUUAAACUGUAAGCCACUGCUGUAUUACAGUAUCCUGAACCCUUCUCCGUCCCCUGGAGAAAUCCCAUUUUGACAGUCCCACGGGGAAAGCAAUGGUACGUGCCAGCUGCCUUUCUAACACUUUUUGGCGCUGCCAAGUGGCUCAUGUAACAACAGAGUUCUACCUACUUUUCAGCGAGGGCAUUAAUUUAAGCCUUCCUUUUCUGUAUGGGUGCCAGCUUUCAGAGAAGUUGGAUGGGUUUAGUUAUCUCUCAGACUUUUUUACUCCUGUUUCAAAUUGCCUAACAAGUUCAAAAGUUAUCGGGGCAGACUCAUAGACUAAGUUAAAAAUAUAGAAAGUGGUUGCAUUCUGAAAUGAUAUACAACUAUUGUAUGGGUAUUUUAUGAGGUAUUUGAUGCUUACCAGAAAGUGUCCAUCUUAGAACUGUGGAAAGCAACAGGUGGAUGAAAAGAGUUCGGUAUAAAAUGCUCAGCCGCUGCACUGUGCUCAGGAGGAGUAAGGAGGACAUGUAAGCUCAUGCUUCGUUUCUGCGAACCACUGUUUGCCACACAACCAAAAGAGGCAGUGAGCUUUGGUAGCCAUGUUAGGUAAGGGCAGCAAGAUGCCACUUAGGUGGCCAUCCUUCUUCCGGGCAGGAAGUCCAUAAAAAUUUUAUGAUAGCCAUCAUAGCUGAGGGCAGAAACAGCCUGCUCUAGAGCCAUCUUGGAUAAGGGAAAUGGAAGGGAGGUGACUGUCACAUUUGUCCCCUAAAGAGCUAGUGUCUGUUUCAGGAUGAUGAAAUGCAGCAGAGGUAGAGUUUAUGUGCAUACCUGCCAAAUAUCUGGAUUUGGGCUUGAGUGUGUGAAAGCGCAGGAGAGAUUCUUUGGUCUUAAUGACUUCAUGUAAAAUAAGAUAUUUUGCUGAAGGAAGCCUGUUGUGAAUUCUAAGUUAACUGUAACUGACUAGAGAAGAAAAACACUGAGCAUCGUUCUAGGCAACUCAGUGCCAGAUUUCUGAGUAUUGUGCAAUGAUGAUCUAAAAGCUACCAAAAUAUUAAUAUACAUCAGAUUAAGAUUGUCAGUGGAGUGGUGUUGUGAACCAGUUGCUUAGUGGGAGAUCCUGAUUCAAGAGAGAUUUUUACAUUUGGAAUGAAUGAGGCAUGCUGUAUAGCAAAAGCUCAGUUUCUAGUAUAAAAAUUAAGAUGCAAACUGAUAAUGAAAACAGAAUAAACAGGUAAGGAGAAAUUUGGAGAUGCACAGUUUUCUACUGAGUUCUCAUCCCUGAAACUCACUCAUCAGCAAUUUGCUAAUCAGUUUUGCAUUGAUUUUCAGUAAUACAACAAAUUUUAUGUAUAAUUGCACUCUUUUAAGCCAUACCAAAUUUUAAAAUAUGACAGUCUAUAAAGGCAUUUACUGCUACGUAGAGCAAUGUGGAAACGUAUAGCAAAGUUUGAACUGUUAUUUACAUCCUAACAUAUCUUUUGCAAAACAAGCUAGCCUCAGAAGUAGCUUCUGAGACAUUUAGAAACAAGCUGAACUGUCAAAAGUAAGGAACUGUUUCAGAGCAGUAGGUUCAUUUUCCUGGAGCUAUAGAUGUGUCAAUUUGGGUGUUAACGCUACAAAAACGUAGUUCACAGCAAGCACUUUGUGUCCACUAGAGGACUGGGAGGAGGACUAGCUGCAUGGCCUGUCAGACUAUCUCAGACCAGUGUUUGCUGAUCUAUAGUUGCUUUUGAGAUGCAAUGACUGAAAAUGUAAUCAAUUUUUUCUUAAGUAGGAGACGUGAUCUCACGAAAUAAUUUAAACAAGGAGUGGCAAGAUUAUUGUGACGUGGUGAUUCUACAAUUUGUUGAAAUAUUCUGGUUGCAAUUCUUGAUAAAAUUCACAAUAUUCUGUGCAUGCAUGAUAGUGGAUAUCGCUGAACAGUCACAGGAGUAAAUGGUGUAGUUGCAGUGUAUGUUGGGACAGCAACAAUCUCAUUUGAAUUUUUGGAUACCUGUUUGUUUUAGGAGCUGGUGAAUACAUAUAUGUUCUACAAAUGUGUUCUCUAGCAGUGUGUCUCUGUCCAUACUGGUGUAUCAUUAGAAGUAACUGGAGCAAGAUCAUGUCCUCAGAAUGAUGAUCGUUACUGGCAAACAACAACAGGUAAUAUAUCCUCUACAUUCAAAACUCACAGAUAAAGAGAAAACCAAUAUUUGCUAUUUGUCUUUUCCAGAUUCUAAUUCAGGUUGUCUUGGGGACACACAGUUUUGUUUUAGAUUUCGACGGUCUACUGGAAGGAAAGUCUCAUUUUGUUGUUUUCUGGACCAAUUGGAUAGAGAUCUACCAGUUUACUUAAAGAAAGAUCCAGCAUAUUACUACGGCUAUGUAUAUUUCAGACAAGUUCGAGACAAAUCAUUAAAAAGAGGCUAUUUCCAGAAGUCACUGGUCCUCAUCAGCAAGCUACCGUAUGUCCAUCUCUUUCGCACCAUGCUUAAGCAAAUAGCACCAGAAUAUUUUGAAAAAAGUGAAGCUUUCCUGGAAGCAGUUUGUAGCGAUGUUGAUCGUUGGCCACCACCAAUUCCAGGGAAAAUACUGCAUUUGCCUAUUAUGGGUAUUAUAAUGAAGUUGCGGAUUCCAACAUAUCGUGACAAGCCUGGAACAACACCAAUAGUACAGAAUAUGCACCAGGCAGAUGCUCAGAUCUCCAUGGCUUUACCAACUGUUCAUGAAGUAGAUCUUUUCAGGUGUUUCUGUCCAGUGUUCUUUCACAUUCAGAUGCUUUGGGAACUAGUACUGCUAGGAGAACCACUUGUUGUGAUGGCACCAUCACCAUCAGAAUCUUCAGAAACUGUGUUGGCACUUGUUAGUUGUAUUUCACCAUUAAAGUACUGCAGUGAUUUCAGGCCAUAUUUUACCAUACAUGACAGUGAAUUCAAAGAAUAUACAACUCGCACACAAGCCCCACCAUCUGUCAUUCUAGGGGUGACGAAUCCUUUUUUUGCUAAAACACUUCAGCACUGGCCUCACAUUAUCCGAAUUGGAGAUAUUAAACUUCCAGGUGAAGUUCCAAAACAGGUGAAAGUGAAAAAACUGAAGAACCUAAAAACUUUGGACUCCAAACCUGGUGUUUAUACCUCUUACAAGCCAUACUUGAACAAAGAUGAAGAAAUUGUUAAACAGUUACAAAAGGGUGUACAACAGAAACGUCCUACAGAAGCACAGAGUGUGAUUCUUCGGCGGUAUUUUUUGGAAUUGACGGAAAGCUUCAUUAUUCCAUUAGAACGUUAUGUGGCAAGCCUAAUGCCUUUGCAAAAAUGCAUAUCACCAUGGAAGAGUCCUCCACAGCUGAGGCAGUUUAGCCAAGAUGACUUCAUGAAGACACUGGAAAAAGCAGGACCACAGCUCACAUCAGGUUUAAAAGGAGACUGGAUAGGACUUUACAGGCAUUUUUUGAAAUCACCAAACUUCGAUGGUUGGUUUAGAAGCCGGCAGAAAGAAAUGACACAGAAGUUGGAGGCCCUUCAUUUAGAAGCACUCUGUAAUGAGAACUUGGUUUUCUGGAGUCAGAAGCAUACUGAAGUAGAAACGGUGGAUCUUGUCUUAAAGUUAAAGAAUAAACUGUUGCAGGCUGACAGAGAACAUCUUCCUGUGAAAACUGACACGCUGAAAAAGCUGCAGAUGCACAUCAAUGAUAUUAUACUAGCACUUCCAGAUGACUUACAGGACAUCUUGCUCAAAACUGGCACAACGUGAUUUCUACUGGGCUAUUUUUGUGCAGAAAACAAAAGGGCAAAUACAGUUUCACAGAAGACAGUGGCUUACCAAGUUUGGAACACAGCUCUAAAUAGUAUAUUAACACUACAAAUGGACUGUACUAAUAGUAUAGCCCACUAUACUGUUUUCACGGUUUUUUCCACUUAAAUACCAAUGCAACUGAAGGAAUUCCUGUGUCUAAUAAUGUUUGAAAUAAGUGCUCUUAAAGAAAAAUGUGGGCAUAAUGAGACUAUACCACAGUAUAGGACCACAGUGCAGUGCUGGCAUUGCAGAAUGUUUUCCAAUUGGUGCUGCUAUACCCAAUCCUGUUAACUCAGGGGUAAGCAAUAUUGAUCCUGUACUGUCCUGUUGAUGUAGUAUCUGAUUGGGGGUUUUUUUGUGUGGUUUUUUUUUUGGUUUUUUUUUUUUUUAAGUUUUCAUCUAGUGGUAAGUCCAACUGACAUAUUAUGUGACUUGGUCAGAAUACAUUAUAGUUGAGGCAUUUUACUGGUAAAUCAUUGCUUUCAAAACUUUCAGGGACAGUUGAAAUAAUCAGAUAGGUUCUUAACGUUCUUCCUUUCUCCUUCUUACCAUCUUUCCAAAACCAUAUUAAUUUAGCAUCUUUAAAGAAGAGAAGGCAGCUGACAAAUUUCCUGAAGAGAAGUCUCUUCCAUUCAAUGUCAGUUAAUUAGGGUGCUCUUACUCACAUGCCUUAAAGUAAUUGUAUACUAAUUGGUGGUUUUAAACUGCUGACAUUCAGGAUUUAAAGUGUAUCACUAGUGUAAAUGUAAGCAUGCAGUAUUCAUCACAGGAAAUAAACACAGUGUCCUAAUAUGGAUUUUAAAAUUGGUUAUUUCAGUAGAGUUAGCUGAUACACAAUCUGUUUCAGCUGGAGAUCAUACCAGUCAGCUCCUGUUAUAAUUUUUUUUUUUUUUAACUUUAUUUUUUUACUUAUACCAGUAGGGUAUUUGAGGAGUUAAUGGGGCUGGAGGGAGAUGAUGUUGGCUUCUGCUGAAAAAAGCCUAUGGAAAGGUCGAACUGUGGCAAGAAAAGAUUGUAGCAUAAAAUUAUUCUCAGUAUAUGCAUAUAGCAGACAUGCAUAAAGAGUAAUUUCCUCUUGCAUAUUAACCAACAAGAAUGUGAUGUUUAUCUUCUUGAACAAGUUUCAGUGGUAUAUAAGAACUCAGCUGCUCCACAUGCAGUGUUAUAUUUUGACCAGUUUCAAGUAGAAUAAACUUAAUGCUGUAGUGUACACACAGCAUACACUUUUAUAUGACAAGUGGAUCACAGUUAUAAAAUAAACUCUGCUUUUAAGUGCUUGGAUAGAAUUUUUAAAAACUUAGGACAUAAUCCUGCUAUAAGAAUAUGCUUUUGUAUGAUAAAUAUUUCAUAUCAUCUUUCUAAAGAUGUCUUAUUUAGAUAUCAAGUGUCACAACAGUAUUUUUAUGAAAAUAAUGUAUUUUAAUACUGUUAUGGUUUGUAUACAAUUACUCAUGACCAAAAGUUUAAUGUAUCUAUUAUGUUACUUAAACUACACCACUUCAGCAUUAAUUUCUAACUUGCAAAUUUUUUUUGCACACCCCGAUGAAUAGCAUUUCUAAUCUAGAAAUUAGUAAGUGGCCAUUCUUAUACGAAAUUAUCUUAAAUAUUUAACCUGGAGCACUGUGUAGUUUCUCGGAACCAUGUAAACUGGUAACAACUAUGAUAACUAUCACAUGACUGCAAAUAUGUAUUUUUGUAAAAGAAAAUAAAGGGUUUGAUUUUUA